Colletotrichum tamarilloi is the source of this 354-nucleotide messenger RNA. RefSeq lists its product as uncharacterized. The coding region runs from base 1 to 354 and encodes 117 amino acids. The record is from RefSeq and is a predicted model, not a curated record. The transcript is spliced from 3 exons. NCBI's taxonomy places the organism in Eukaryota, Fungi, Ascomycota, Sordariomycetes, Glomerellales, Glomerellaceae.
AUGAGCAUGCGUGUCGUUAGAGUCCGCCUCACAUAUCUGCGCAUACAAGACCGUCGCAAAUAUCAUCCCAAGACAUCAAAGUUCCAAGACGCCCGACGAAAAUUGAGCACAGUUUCCGAGUGCAAUAGCACUACCCUCGACGGAUUGGAUCUCGAGUCGAAGCUCAAUCGGCAUGACUCGGAACCGGAAUGUCCCAUCUGUAUCGGUCCACUGUUCGUCUCAAGCAACUGCAAUGCUGCCGGAGCAGUACCGACGCAAGGGAUCACCCUGAAGGCCUCCGAUUCCGACGCGGGAGACCCGAGCGAGGGCAGCGACCGCACCGGCACCGCCGGUGCCGGAGGGCGGGUCCGCUGA